Messenger RNA from Microthlaspi erraticum, 522 nucleotides. The record is from the annotation of a GenBank genome assembly. NCBI's taxonomy places the organism in Eukaryota, Viridiplantae, Streptophyta, Magnoliopsida, Brassicales, Brassicaceae.
AUGCACAUGACCCGAAUCACUCGGAACAUGUUCACCACAACGCAAACCCAAGGCGAACCAUUGCGCAGCUUUAUGGAAAGGUUCAAACAAGCAGCUCGCGAUACUGGCGACAUGCCCGAUAGCGUCCCGCUGGAAGCACUCCGCAACGGCCUCUGGUACGACUCCAAGUUUAAGGAGGAUUUGUCACUAAAACCCCCUGCGACUCUGGAGGACGCGUUCCACCGCUCUCGGAACUACAUCUUCCUCGAGGAAGACCAGCGCUUCUACGCCGAGAAACAUGGAGAUAGGAGGGCAACCUCGUCGAAACCCAGAGAGGAACCCAUGGAGGCACGAAGAAGACACGAUCCGAAGAGGUCUCUCCUCGCAGCGUUCGCAGCAGCCGACGAUGAGUCCGAGCAAGAACACGCAGCGGCCGUUUCGAUGCCACAAGACAUCAACUCGCUCGGAGAUGACAACGAUACCAAAGCUUUCUGCAAGUUCCACGGGGAACUGGCCACGCCACUGAAAACUGCAAACACCUAA